This is a messenger RNA of Odontomachus brunneus, 2742 nucleotides long. RefSeq names its product UBX domain-containing protein 7. Gene Ontology annotation, molecular function: ubiquitin binding. NCBI's taxonomy places the organism in Eukaryota, Metazoa, Arthropoda, Insecta, Hymenoptera, Formicidae. Gene Ontology annotation, biological process: proteasome-mediated ubiquitin-dependent protein catabolic process. The record is from RefSeq and is a predicted model, not a curated record. The transcript has 8 exons. Gene Ontology annotation, cellular component: nucleus. The coding region runs from base 287 to 1660 and encodes 457 amino acids.
UUCUUAUAGCUGCACUAAGCUGCAUUGUCUGCACUUAAAAUGAAAUACAUUUUUAUUUGACACUUGGUGAGAGAGAGAAGAGAAUAGAAAGUUUACAUACAUUCCGACAAGUGCAGUUAUAAAGAACAGUUAUAAAGAUCUCUUGUGCAGCCUGAGUGCAGCGAAGUGUGGUUCGUCGAUAUGCGACAAGAUGCUGCUUGGUUUGUAAAGAUUUGAGCAAUUUAGAGGAAACUCUCCGAUCGUGUGUUCGCACCGAAAAGAAUCCUCUUAAAUUCGAGGUGCCACGAUGGAUCGCGAACUGGUAGAGAAGUUUAUUGAGGUAACGGGUGAGAGCGAGGCAACAGCACAGCAGUAUCUAUCGUUAGCUGAUGGCAAUGUAGAGAUGGCAAUUAGUUUAAUGUUUGAAAGCGGCAGGCCAUCAGAAAAUGAAAAUGUAAAUCAUGAACCACCAGUAAGAGCUCCUAUUUUACCUACACAAGAGAUAUUAGUGCCAUCAGAGCCAGUGUGUUCAUUUCCAAGAAUAUCAAACAAUGUGUUCGACAGAUUUAGAGACUUUGCAGUAGAAACUCAACGACAAGAGGAAGAAAUGACUCGCAGAGUAUCUGGCAUGAAACAUAUCUGCCCAAGAAAAUCAAAACGAUUAGAAGAUCUGUUCAGACCUCCAUGCAAUAUUCUUUUUCUGGGUACAUUCAUGGAGGCUCGAGACCAUGCUAAGACCCUGAACCGUUGGUUGCUUGUCAAUGUCCAAAAUCCACAGGAGUUCUCUUGCCAAGUGCUCAACAGAGAUGUCUGGCCAAAUCAACAGGUUCAAGAGAUUGUGAAGGAUCAUUUUAUUUUGUGGCAAGUUUUGUCUAAUACAUCAGAUGGAAGACGUUACAUAGAUUUUUACAAUGUAGUGGAGUACCCUUACCUGGCAAUUAUAGAUCCUAGAACAGGAGAAUGUAUGAGGACCUACAAUAAUAUCACGGUGGACAGUUUAAUCUCUGGAUUAAAUGAUAUGUUGAGCACACACGCAUCUCCAGAAAGCGCUUCGCAGGAUACAUCCAGUUCUAAAGAUUGGAACAAUUUUCCUACAUCGCCUCCAAAACGAAAUAUUCUAAUUGAUCAAAUAAAGAACGAUUGUGGAUCCAGCAGUAAAAUUUCCAGACUUUUGUCAGAAAACAUCAUAGAUUCGGAAAACGAAAAUACGGCGUCUGGUAACGUUACAAGCUCAAGUGUUCCAAGCAGCAGCAGCAGUAGCAGCAGCAGCAGCAGCAGCAGCAGCAGCAGCAGUAGCAGUAGUAGUAGCAAUAGUAGCGGUAACACUACCACAAAUACCGUUAUUAAUAAAAAAAGGAGACUGGAUGAAUGCGAGAUUGAUAAAUCUCAGCAGAAGGAGGAAAAAGUAAAGUCAAACACAGCUAAAGCUGGAACAAGUGAUGAACCUUUCUUACGACUCUGCUUACGACUGCCAAAUGGUACGAGGGAAACGAUAUCGAUAUGCGCGACAGAAACUAUAGAGGACUUCUUGGUUAAAAUGGACGAAAUGGGAUUCCCACCAACGGAGCAUACCUAUUUAGUGCCGUAUCCGAAAACAAACGUCGGCGCACUAUCUCCAAACAUCCGUCUGUUAGAUACAAUUUUAUUCCCAGCGAAUACAGUAUUCAUAACGAAGAUAUAGUAACAUCCCGUGGAACGAACUGUGCUUCCACUAUGAUUUUUUAACUCAAGCGUAAAUAGGUUUAUAGAAAUUCGGCACGCUGAUGCAUACUUAAAACUUCGGGAAUUAAAUUUAUUUCUCAAACAAUUAAGAAACAAAUUUUGGAAUUUUUCUCAGUUAUAUGUUUCUUCUAUUUAUUUAAUGUGUUCCCCCAAAUUUAAGACGCGCGAUGUUACUUCAAGAUCUACGAUGAACAGUAAAGCACUGCCACUUUGGUGUUCAUUUCGUGUAGAAACUUUGCUCGGUGAUCUUUCUACUUUAGGAUAAGGUCUUAACUGUGAAAGAAGUAUAGUUACAACGUGGGUAUUUAUGAGAAAUCGUUAGCUGCAUAUGCUGUGUAUAUCUAUAAUCAUUAUCGUUAAUAAUCUCAUUACUAUUUUAUUCUUUUUUUUUUUUAAUGUUUGGCCAAUUUCAUAAAUACCGUCCAUAUCAUUGUGUAUGUAUAGCAGUUUCGAUAUUUAUUCCCUGCGAAAAUAUUUCGAUAUGACGCAAGUGACAAAUCUGUAUAUUCUGGCAGAUAUUUCAUAAAAUUUUAUUAUGCAAUAAAUUUCGCGAUUUUAUUAUGUAAUGAAAGUGAAACAUUUUACGGUAUUCUACGUACGAAAGAAAACUUUGGCCAAUGUGAUUCAAGCGACAAGAACCAAGUAAAAGUUCAUAUUGCGGUAUAUUGUAGCUGUGAGAUUAGUCAAUGGUAACAAUUCUAUACAUUGCCGAUAGUACAAGAUAUUAUGUCAAUGUGCGAUCUUCGUCGAGAUUAAUUAAUCGGUUCAAACUUAAAACUGCCGGUAUAAUUAAGAUAGAUAUAGAUCGUGAUAUUUUACGAGUAUUGAUUGUAACUAAUAUCGACAGUAUACCGGUGUUAUCCAACGACUGCAGUAACGUCUCAUGUGCACUAUGCAUCUGUAUUUAUACUUAUUUUUCAGUGUAUAAUAUUACAUAAUUACAUACUGUACAAUCUAGUAAGGAAAGGUAUCUCUUCGAAUUUACGUGUCUUAUAUUGUGUAUCUAUAUAUAUAUAUAUUAAACGGAUAUUAAAUAUAGAA